This is a messenger RNA of Neomonachus schauinslandi (Hawaiian monk seal), 5568 nucleotides long. It is a transcript of the gene KAZN, whose product is annotated as kazrin, periplakin interacting protein. Bases 1 to 2331 code for a protein of 776 amino acids. Lineage: Eukaryota; Metazoa; Chordata; Mammalia; Carnivora; Phocidae. Gene Ontology annotation, molecular function: protein binding. The transcript has 15 exons. The record is from RefSeq and is a predicted model, not a curated record.
AUGAUGGAAGACAAUAAGCAGCUCGCGCUCCGCAUCGAUGGGGCGGUCCAGUCGGCCAGCCAGGAGGUGACCAACCUGCGAGCCGAACUCACGGCCACCAACCGGAGACUGGCGGAACUGAGCGGCGGCGGCGGCCCGGGCCCGGGCCCGGGAGCAGCGGCCAGCGCCUCGGCGGCGGCGGCGGACUCGGCGGCGGCGAACAUGGAGAACCACCAGCACGGCGCGCAAGUGCUCCUGCGGGAAGAAGUGUCUCGACUCCAGGAGGAAGUCCACCUUCUCCGCCAGAUGAAGGAGAUGUUGACGAAGGACCUGGAGGAGUCCCAGGGCGGCAAGUCAUCCGAGGUCCUCUCAGCCACCGAGCUCAGGGUCCAGCUGGCCCAGAAGGAGCAGGAGUUAGCCAGAGCCAAAGAAGCCUUGCAGGCCAUGAAAGCCGACCGGAAGCGCCUGAAGGGCGAGAAGACCGACCUGGUGAGCCAGAUGCAGCAGCUGUAUGCCACGCUGGAGAGCCGCGAGGAGCAACUGCGCGACUUCAUCCGCAACUACGAGCAGCACCGCAAGGAGAGCGAGGAUGCCGUCAAAGCCCUGGCUAAGGAGAAGGACCUGCUGGAGCGCGAGAAGUGGGAGCUGCGGCGCCAAGCCAAGGAGGCCACGGACCAUGCCACGGCGCUGCGCUCCCAGCUGGACCUCAAGGACAACCGGAUGAAGGAGCUGGAGGCCGAGCUGGCCAUGGCCAAGCAGUCCUUAGCUACGCUGACCAAGGACGUCCCCAAGCGGCAUUCACUCGCCAUGCCAGGGGAGACGGUGCUCAACGGCAACCAGGAGUGGGUGGUGCAGGCCGACCUCCCGCUGACCGCGGCCAUCCGGCAGAGCCAGCAGACUCUGUACCACUCACACCCCCCCCACCCUGCAGACCGGCAAGCGGUCAGGGUGAGCCCCUGCCACUCCCGGCAGCCCUCUGUCAUCUCCGACGCGUCUGCCGCCGAAGGAGACCGGUCGUCCACGCCCAGCGACAUCAACUCCCCUCGACACCGGACACACUCCCUCUGCAACGGCGACAGUCCCGGCCCAGUACAGAAGAACCUGCACAACCCCAUUGUACAGUCACUAGAGGAUCUUGAAGACCAAAAACGGAAAAAGAAGAAAGAGAAGAUGGGAUUCGGCUCCAUCUCGCGCGUCUUCGCCAGAGGGAAGCAGCGGAAGUCCCUCGACCCCGGCCUCUUUGAUGAUUCCGACAGCCAGUGCAGCCCCACGCGGCAGAGCCUCAGCCUGUCGGAGGGCGAGGAGCAGAUGGACCGGCUGCAGCAGGUGGAGCUGGUCAGGACCACCCCCAUGUCCCACUGGAAGGCCGGCACUGUCCAGGCUUGGCUGGAGGUGGUCAUGGCCAUGCCCAUGUACGUCAAGGCCUGUGCGGAGAACGUGAAGAGCGGGAAGGUGCUGCUGAGCCUGAGUGACGAGGACCUGGAGCUGGGUCUGGGCGUGUGCAGCUCUUUGCACCGACGCAAACUCCGGCUGGCCAUCGAGGACUACCGCGAUGCCGAGGCGGGCAGGAGCCUGUCCAAAGCCGCUGACCUGGACCAUCACUGGGUGGCCAAGGCCUGGCUGAAUGACAUCGGGCUGUCCCAGUACUCUCAGGCCUUCCAAAACCACCUGGUCGACGGGCGAAUGCUGCACUCCCUGAUGAAGCGGGACCUGGAGAAGCACCUCAAUGUGUCCAAGAAGUUCCACCAGGUCAGCAUCCUGCUGGGGAUUGAGCUGCUGUACCAAGUGAACUUCAGCAGGGAGGCCCUCCAGGAGCGCCGCGCCCGCUGCGAGACACAGAACAUAGACCCCGUGGUCUGGACCAACCAGCGGGUGCUCAAGUGGGUGCGGGACAUUGACCUGAAGGAGUAUGCGGACAACCUGACCAACAGCGGCAUCCAUGGUGCCGUGUUGGUUCUGGAACCCACGUUCAACGCCGAAGCCAUGGCUACUGCCCUGGGCAUCCCCAGCGGGAAGCACAUUCUCCGGAGACACCUGGCAGAGGAGAUGAGCGCCAUCUUCCACCCAGCCAACUCCUCAGGCAUCCGGGAGGCUGAGCGUUUCGGAACACCCCCAGGGAGGGCCUCCAGCAUCACCCGGGCGGGGAAGGAGGAGAACAGCGGUGGUAUCAAGUACAAGGCUGGCCGGCUGCCCCUGGGGAAGAUAGGAAGGGGCUUCAGCAGCAAAGACCCUGAUUUUCAUGACGACUAUGGCUCUCUUCAAAAUGAAGACUGUGGAGACGAUGAUCCCCACGGCAGGCUGGAGCAGUGCCGUCCGGAAGGCUACAAUGGCCUCGAGGUCACCAACGUGUAAGGAGCGGACGCCCCACCAGACCCAGCACGGACACCCCCACUGAGGAUGAGUAGCCCGACGCUGCCACCACUGUACCUAGGGACCGUGGGCCGAGGAUGCUCCCCUGCCCCCAGGCAAAACCCCAGCAGACUGCUGCGGUUUCAGAUGGGGGCUCCAGGGAACAAGGAGGCACCAGCCUGCCUGACUCGAGCAGGUUGUGCACCUUCCUGCUCAGUGGAAGGACCUGUCAGCCCAGCCUCUCUGUCACCUGGGCUCCCCCUCAGAGUGACUGUCAGCCACUGAGCAGUCCAGGCGGUCCCUGGAGCCUUGAACUGAGCUGCCAAGGUGGGAGGAGGCCAGCGGUUCCCCCAAACACCCUCCCAGAAGGAGCAGUCGGGACUCCAACCAGACACACAGUGCUGGGAGCCAGCAAAGCCUGAGGCUGACCAGUGGGCCCUUCUGGCCAGCCCGGUGGAGCUCUUGGCUCCAGCAGCCAUGCCCCCCAUGACUGGGAACUCCGGUUCUGACUUGGGUCACUGAAUCUCUCUUGGCAGAAUGCACAAUGGGAUGGUCAUUCCCUGCUACCCUAAAAGCUGUGUGUCGCAUGGGGCUGGACAUGUAGAAAAGCUAUUUGCCUUCUCCUCCCAUGAGUGGCUGCGCUGGGUGGAGGCAGGUGGAUGAUCCAGGCAGGGGCGGAUAAAGAGAUGGAUAGGUUAUAUGCACUAGGCUCUCAGUAUGCAUUUAUCUUGGUAGUGGCAUUUCCAUUAAAUGCAGAUUUCCUGUCAUCAGGAUAAAGGAUAUCCUGAGGAUAGGAGUGGGGAUGAUGGACUUAGGUCAGUGACAACCAAGAGUGACGGUGGGUUUGGGAUUGGGAGCAGGGAAAUACUUGUCAUUGUUGACCCAACAGACAUUUGUUGUGAUUUCUCGGUCACCUGAAACAGGUGUGCACAUCAGUGCCCUCAUUGAGGUGAAUCUUGCAGAGAAAGUCAUCAAGGUGGUGGAGAGAACCCCCAGCCCUUUUCCUGACUCUGCCACUGUUCUGCUAUGUGGCUUCUUCCCAGUGGCCCCACCUCUCUGUGCCUCAACGUCUUCAUCUACAAUACUCCAGGUUCCCUCCCAGGGAUGCUAUGAGAAUUAACACUUGCUAAUGUCUAUAACACACUUUGUAACCUCUCAGGAGACAGGUGGGAAGGUAUGGGGACAGAAGAAAGCAUCCGAUUUCCCAUUUAUGACACAGAACUGACAUUGAACUAGUCCCUCUGCAACUGUGUUCUGGCUGGGGCCACGUGCAAAAGGAGGACAAGGAAUGCCUAAUGUUCAGACUCUCUAGAGCCCCCAAUAAGGCUUGACCAAAGAGAGAGAGAGAAAAGUCCGCGUACACCACCCUGGAAAAUCGUUCCAAUUGAUGUGUUCAGGAUUGAGUCUGUUGACCUCGGUGCUGAGUGAUGAUUUGGGAGGGAUGAAAUGCAUUGGGGUUCUACGGACACUUGGGUUAUCAGAGAGAAUCUUUUGUUGGGACCACAACAUUGAAGCCAUUCGCCCAAGAGUCAGUGAGAGGUCUGAAUUUCCAAGACUUGAACAGGUAGGUGUCAGCCUCUGAGAACCAUCAAAGCACAUGUUCUUCAACCCAAUGAACCGUUUCCCCUCAUAGGAAAAGCCUAAACCGAGGCCUGAUGAACUUGAGAAUGAUUCCUCCCCAACGCCGAAGACCAUGGUUUUCUCUCUGACCUUAGGAUAAGCACAGCUUUUCUUGCCCCUGGAGACCAAACACCUGGAUGGUGGACAAGUGGAUGGCUCCCCUUUCAUUUGACUAUUUAGCUUCCUAGGGUCACAUCUCCAAUUCCAGGGCCUGAGGGAGAAGCUCUGGUAUCUAACAUGACUUUGCUGAGGUUCCAAACUCCAGGAUCUUAAUGACAUGCAGCCACACAUGGGGCCUGAAGAUGCAGAGCCCACAGCCUGGAGGGGGGCUCCCCUCUAACCUGAUGCCACAGGUCCCUCCCAAGCCAGCAUCCAGGCUGGGUGACCCAGGACCCCAGGAUCUGCCUCUUGGAAGCAGCAAACCAGGCGGGAAAUUAUUCCCACAGGGUGAGGAAGGAUGGCACGAGGGGGCCCACAUGCAGCUCUGACUAUUUAAAGCCAACAUUUGUCAGAAAUGAAGCUGGCACUCCCCCCCCAUUCAUUCCCAUUGGGGAUAAGAUGGGCAAGUGGACAAUUUGGGGGGUGACUGGUAGGGAUGACAUUGCCCUCCAAAUUUGCAGCACUAGGCCAGCAGGCCUGGGGCAACAUGGACAACGUCGAAAGCACCUUUCAGUCCAAAUGGUACCCUAAGGCACAUUCUCUCCCACCCGAUGCUCCCACCCUUGGCAGCCAGCUGAGUGUUUGGAACUGGCUUUUCAACAUGAGGACAGGUUGGUUGAUAAAUUAACAACCUCCACACAGAGUCAGAUCAGGUGAGCUUUGUCUGCUGAAAAAAAAUCCCAGACGUCAGCCCUGCUUCAAGGGUGGGCAAGAAGAGCAGGGGUGCAGAGGGACUUAGCAGAGAGAUUCUGGUAGCGAACUGACUAAGGCUGGCGGAGCGGCCACCUACAGAACAGUGACCUGCCAUGUCCUGUCCAAAGGGCCCGAGUUGUGGUCUUGGGCCUUAAAGGGUGAUAGGGCUUCUAGACCUGGGAAAGCAUGAACGUGCUUCUUGGAGAGGUGUCCUCUGCGCCCGUGGGUGCUAGCCCCUUAAGAAGAGGUAGUUGGUGCCAGAGGUUGGGGAGAACCCCAGUAGGCAGAGACACCCCGUAUUUCUCCGAGAAGCUGGGGGCCAGAGCCCUCAGAAGGCACCUGCCCAGCAGACUCUCGGCUUUCUGACCCCAGACCCCUCUGAAAGGCCCCUUUGUCAUUAGCUGCGCAAAGCUUCUCUCCUAGAAAUCUGUCUGUCUGUCACCAGGGCCCAGGCUCUAGGAGGCAGGAAGAAGCCACAUGAAAACCUGGAGCAGAUGCGGGAGAAGGGAAGGGGCCUCCGCACAGCCCAGCCGGCACGGGGGGGGGGGGGCGGGGGGGGCUCAGAACAGUGACCCCACAUCUUGAGGCAUCGAGCAGGGCUGCAUACGACAGAACGGGAAUAUCUGGCAGGACGAGACUUCGGUGUCCGCUGCGGGGGCACCUGGAGCCCUCUAUUUCUCCAAGCCUAGCCCGCCCCGCUUCCCGUCAAAACCUGUCUGUGCGGGCACCACCUCCUCCAGGCUCUGGCGGGCUCCCGGCAGUGGCCCG